AUGCAGGGCGUCCACGUCGUGGCCUUUCCGUGCAAUCAGUUUGGCGAGCAGGAGCCGGGCAGCAACGCCGACAUCCGAAAGUUUGCGGAGGACCGGGGCCUGAAAGUGAAUGCUCCCGGCUCCCAGUUCCACCUCUUGGCCAAGGCAGAUAUCAAUGGACCCGAAAAGUCUGCGGCAUGGAGCAAGCUACUGGAAGUGACAAGUUCCAGUCACAAGGCGACACGAUGGAACUUUGCGACAAAGUUCGUCGUGAGAUGCGCCGAAGAUGCGGGUAAGUGCUCUGCCGUCCGUGUGGACGGCUUCGGUGCCAUGGAGACUUUACGACAGCGAGCUCCGGAACUGUUCCCAAAGCAAGGGGAGCUGUAG
Symbiodinium sp. CCMP2456 is the source of this 366-nucleotide messenger RNA. The record is from the annotation of a GenBank genome assembly. Lineage: Eukaryota; Dinophyceae; Suessiales; Symbiodiniaceae.